AUGGAUCCCAGCGAGCUUGGCCCUGAGGCCACCAUCACAGAUGCUCAGUUCAAAGAGAGAGCGAAGAAGUUCCAAGAAUUUUUGGAUAAUAUUAGUUCAAAUGAUGUACCUUACAAGAGACAAAUCAAAGAUAUGUUAAUGAAAGGGAAAUACAGAUUAUGUGUUUCAUUAGAUGAAAUACGGGACUUUGACCGGUCCUUCUGGAGAGGUUUAUUGAACCACCCUGCAGAGUACUUACCCGCGUGUGAAAUGGCCUUGAGAGAAACUGUCCAUGCCCAAUAUAACGAAAACGACGACAGGUUCCCAACUCUUAAUAGGGAUCAACAAUUCUACCUUUCUUUCAAAGGUGCAUUCGGAGAGAACAGAGUUUCUGCCCGAUCCAUUAACUCAGACCAUUUGUCGAAAAUGGUGUCCAUUGAAGGUAUUGUUACUAGGGCAUCUUUAAUUCGUCCUAAGGUAGUAAGGUCAGUUCAUUAUGCCGAAAAAACCAGUCGGUUCCAUGCUAGAGAGUAUAGAGAUCAAACCACCUCUUUUGACCCAAUUUCCACUGCCGCUAUCUAUCCAACUGAAGAUUUGGAUGGUAAUAAGUUGACCACUGAAUAUGGUUAUUCAACUUAUAGAGACCAUCAGAAGGUAUCUGUUCAAGAAAUGCCAGAAUUGGCUCCAGCAGGACAGCUUCCUCGGUCAGUGGAUGUAGUAUUAGAUGAUGAUUUGGUUGACACCACGAAACCUGGUGAUAGGGUACAAAUCGUAGGUGUUUAUCGAGCAUUGGGAGGUGCCAACAACAAUAACACUGCUUUUAGAACGGUUAUUUUGGCCAACUCGGUUUACCCAUUACAUGCACGUUCUUCUGCUGUGGCCUCUCAUGAGAAUUUGACCGACAGCGACAUAAAGAACAUCAAUAAGUUGUCUAAAGAGAAGAAGAUCUUUGAGAUGUUGGCCCAAUCUUUAGCUCCUUCCAUUUACGGAUUUGAAUACAUCAAGAAAGCAGUGUUGUUGAUGUUGAUGGGAGGUGUCGAAAAGAAUUUGGAUAACGGAACUCAUUUAAGGGGUGAUAUCAACAUCUUAAUGGUUGGUGAUCCCUCGACUGCCAAGUCCCAGGUGUUGCGGUUCGUUUUAAAUACUGCUCCUUUAGCUAUUGCAACGACUGGUCGAGGUUCGUCUGGGGUUGGUUUGACAGCAGCCGUCACUUCCGAUAAGGAGACCGGUGAAAGACGAUUGGAAGCUGGUGCCAUGGUGUUGGGUGAUCGUGGGAUUGUCUGUAUCGAUGAAUUCGACAAAAUGAAUGAUUCUGAUAGAGUUGCCAUCCAUGAAGUUAUGGAACAACAAACCGUCACCAUUGCAAAAGCCGGGAUCCAUACUACCUUGAACGCCAGAUGUUCGGUUAUAGCUGCUGCAAAUCCUGUUUAUGGGCAGUAUGAUGUUCACAAGGACCCUCACAAGAAUAUCGCUUUACCUGAUUCUUUGUUAUCUCGUUUCGAUUUGUUAUUCGUGGUGACAGACGACAUUAACGACACCAGAGACAGAAUCAUCAGUGAACAUGUGUUGAGAAUGCAUCGUUACAUACCUCAAGGUUUAAUGGAAGGAGAACCCAUACGGGAGAAGACCAACAUUUCAUUAGCUGUUGGUGAACAGAUCGAAGAACAAGAUGCUGAACCACUGAUUUUCCAGAAGUUCAGUGCCUUUGUUCCUCCUGGAGUGAGCGAAAGAAAUGCCAACAUUUUCCUGAUUCCUUUCAUCAAGAAAUAUAUCCAAUACGCCAAACAAAGAAUCAAGCCUGUCUUGACCACCGAAGCUAGUGAGUAUAUUGUCACCACCUAUUCAAGUUUGAGAAAUGAUUUGAUCGAUAAUAACCAAAGAAACACCGCUCCUAUAACGGCCAGAACUUUGGAAACGUUGAUCAGAUUGGCGACUGCCCAUGCUAAAGUGCGGUUAUCUAAAACCAUCGAAAUAAAAGAUGCUAAAGUUGCUGAAGAGAUGUUAAGAUACUCUCUUUUCAAGGAAAUCACCAGAAAAUCCACCAAGAGAGCCAGAGGAAAUAACACACCUAUGGACUCAGAUGAAGAAGAUGAAUUUGAUGCCGACCUUUUCGCUGAAGAAAACGACUCCACUCAUCAAGCUUCUUCUGGAAGAUACAACACGAGACUGCAAGAUGCUAGUGAUGUGGGUAAAACACUUAAUAACUUGCACCUUCAAGAAGACAGUCCGAUGGAAGACCCAGAAGAGGCCGAAACACCAGACUCUGAAUCCGAACCGGAGGAACCUUCUCAACAUCCUCUUAGCGAGUCAGGAGGAAAUGCCAUUGAAAAUGUUGGUGACAGUCAAAUAAGCCCUCAAAGAUAUGAAGUCUUCAGAGGAAUUAUGUCCAAGGUGCUUCGGUCUUCAUUAUUUGAAAAUAUCACCGGUUCAGCACCAAUUCCAGAUGUGUUGGCAGAGGUCAACCAGGAUAUUUCUCAAGAAGAACAAUUCCUGGAAGAUGAAUUCCGGGCUGGUUUAGUCAAAUUGGAUACAGAGAACGUCAUCAUGUUGGAGAAGGAUCAUGUGUACGGUAUUUGAAUGAGGUGAUGAUUGAAUGUGUUUGCCAGUUUUCUGGGUGUAUUUUAGGUUAGGUCUAAUGUUAUAGUUAAUGUUCUAGUCAAUUUUUAUGUGAAAUAGCAGAUAUGUCAUAUUGA
Messenger RNA from Yamadazyma tenuis ATCC 10573, 2672 nucleotides. It is a transcript of the gene MCM3, whose product is annotated as MCM DNA helicase complex subunit. Gene Ontology annotation, cellular component: nucleus; MCM complex. NCBI's taxonomy places the organism in Eukaryota, Fungi, Ascomycota, Pichiomycetes, Serinales, Debaryomycetaceae. Gene Ontology annotation, biological process: mitotic DNA replication initiation; DNA strand elongation involved in DNA replication; DNA replication. Gene Ontology annotation, molecular function: methyltransferase activity; single-stranded DNA helicase activity; ATP binding. The record is from RefSeq and is a predicted model, not a curated record.